UUUCCCAAACGCGUCUUUUGGGAUACAAAACUGAAACCAAAACCUCUUUCCUAUAGCAUUUUCAAAAUGGUCCGAGUUUGUAUUCCUGCUUUUCACUUCCGAAUAGCGUGAGUCGCCUGUCUGAACCAUGAGAAAAUCUCAAACCCAAGCCACCACUCUCAUUGCUUACUAUUCUUCUCUCGGUUUCCUUAAACCCUAAUUCUUAUCAGGCAAUGUGUCAAAGGGGUUUAAGGAUUUUGCUCUCUAACUCACUUCCAAUGACAACCCACUUCUUUGCUUCUAAACCUUUCAAAAUUUCAACCAUCAGUAGAUUCAUCUGCACCUCUUCUUCCGAGGAUAAUCUCCACGGUUUGGUCGAUUCCGAUUUCAGUGUCCCCGAAAGUUCGCGGGUGGAAUCCUUUUUGGCCGAGGAGUUUGCAUUCUUGCGGGAUUCUUUGUUGGAAACUGGUUCUGACACUGGCGCUUCAGUGAAUAAAUCGGUAUCUGGUAGGUGUUCUAAUGAUGCGGUUUUGAUUUCGGAUGUUAUUAGGAAUACUGGUGAUGGGUUUGGGCACAAAACCCAGAAGUUUCUUAGGCAAUUUAGGGAGAAAUUGAAUGAAACUUUGGUGGUUGAUGUGUUGAGUCUUGUGAAAAACCCUGAAUUGGGUGUUAAAUUCUUUAUCUGGGCAGGCAGGCAGAUUGGGUAUGGUCACACGGGGCCUGUUUAUCAUGCCUUAUUGGAGGUAUUGGGUUGUGGGGGCAAUGAUAGAGUACCGGAACAAUUUCUCCGAGAAAUUAGAGAUGAAGAUAAGGAAAUACUUGGGAAGUUGCUUAAUGUUUUGAUUCGGAAGUGUUGCCGAAAUGGACUGUGGAAUGUGGCACUGGAGGAGUUGGGGAGGCUUAAGGACUUAGGAUACAAGCCCUCAAGAUUGACUUAUAAUGCUUUGGUUAGAGUUUUUCUAGAGGCAGAUAGGUUGGACACAGCUUAUUUGGUUCAUAGAGAAAUGUCUGAUUCUGGUUUUAAUAUGGAUGGGUAUACACUGGGUUGCUUUGUGCAUUUGCUGUGCAAAGCAGGCAGGUGGAGGGAGGCGCUUGCACUGAUUGAGAAGGAAGAAUUUAAACUUGAUACAGUGAUUUAUACACAGAUGAUAUCUGGGUUGUGUGAAGCUUCGCUUUUUGAAGAAGCUAUGGAUUUCCUGAGUAGGAUGCGGUCUAGUUCUUGCAUUCCUAAUGUUGUCACUUAUAGGAUUUUGCUUUGUGGGUGUUUGAGAAAAAGACAGCUCGGUAGGUGUAAGAGGAUUCUUAGUAUGAUGAUUACAGAAGGUUGUUAUCCAAGUCGUAGAAUAUUUAAUUCUCUUAUUCAUGCCUAUUGCAGAUCGGGAGACUACUCUUAUGCCUAUAAGUUGCUCAAGAAAAUGGGAGAUUGUGGCUGCCAGCCAGGUUAUGUGGUUUAUAAUAUACUAAUUGGUGGUAUUUGUGGCAAUGAGAAGUUACCUAGCUUGGAUGUGUUAGAAUUGGCUGAAAAAGCUUAUGGUGAAAUGCUUGAUGCUCACGUUGUAUUAAACAAGGUCAAUGUCAGCAAUUUGGCACGGUGUCUCUGUGGGGCUGGAAAGUUUGAGAAAGCAUAUAGCAUUAUUCGUGAAAUGAUGAGUAAGGGUUUCAUACCUGACACCAGCACGUACUCAAAAGUGAUUGGUUUACUUUGUAAUGCGUCCAAGGUAGACAACGCUUUCCUAUUGUUUGAAGAAAUGAAAAGUAAUCAUGUUGUUCCAGAUGUCUUUACAUAUACAAUUUUAAUUGAUAGCUUUUGUAAAGUGGGCCUUCUUCAACAGGCUCGUAAAUGGUUUGAUGAAAUGGUAAGGGAUGGUUGUGCCCCUAAUGUGGUGACUUAUACUGCCCUUAUACAUGCUUACCUUAAGGCAAGGAAGAUGUCCAGUGCAAAUGAGCUCUUUGAGAUGAUGCUAUCUGAAGGUUGCAUUCCAAAUGUUGUCACGUAUACUGCCCUGAUUGAUGGUCACUGUAAAUCUGGGCAAAUUGAAAAAGCUUGCCAGAUUUAUGCAAGAAUGAGGGGAAAUGCAGAUAUUCCGGAUGUGGACAUGUACUUCAAGAUUGAUGAUGGCAACAUCAGAGAUCCAAACAUUUUUACUUAUGGAGCUCUGGUGGAUGGUUUGUGCAAAGCACACAAGGUUAAAGAAGCACGUGAUUUAUUGGAUGUCAUGUCAGUGGAAGGUUGUGAGCCAAAUCAUAUUGUUUAUGAUGCUCUUAUCGAUGGGUUUUGCAAGGUUGGAAAAUUAGAUGAAGCACAAAUGGUUUUUACCAAGAUGUCAGAACGUGGGUAUGGUCCAAAUGUGUAUACUUAUAGCUCUCUUAUUGAUCGGUUGUUUAAAGAUAAACGGUUGGAUCUCGCUUUAAAAGUCUUGUCCAGAAUGCUAGAAAAUUCUUGUGCUCCCAAUGUUAUUAUCUAUACGGAGAUGAUUGAUGGCCUCUGUAAAGUUGGGAAGACAGAUGAGGCUUAUAGGCUUAUGUCGAUGAUGGAAGAAAAGGGGUGUCAUCCAAAUGUUGUGACUUAUACUGCAAUGAUAGAUGGAUUUGGAAAGGCCGGUAAAGUUGACAAAUGUCUUGAGCUCAUGAGACAAAUGGGUGCCAAGGGUUGUGCUCCAAAUUUUGUCACCUACAGGGUUUUGAUAAACCAUUGUUGUGCUGCUGGCCUUUUGGAUGAUGCUCACCAACUUUUGGAUGAGAUGAAACAGACAUAUUGGCCUAAACAUAUGGCAGGCUAUCGUAAGGUCAUUGAAGGUUUCAACAGAGAGUUCAUAAUCUCUCUUGGCCUUCUAGAUGAGAUAGCUGAGAAUGUUGCAGUGCCAAUAAUUCCAGCCUAUAGAAUUCUGAUUGAUAGCUUCUGCAAGGCGGGGAGGCUGGAAUUGGCUCUAGAGCUGCAUAAAGAGAUGUCGUCAUGUACAUCUUAUUCAGCUGCAGACAAGGAUUUGUACUCUUCUUUAAUUGAGAGCCUCUCCCUUGCAAGUAAGGUUGAUAAGGCUUUUGAGUUGUAUGCUGACAUGAUAAAGAGGGGUGGUAUUCCAGAGCUAAGCAUUUUUUUCUACCUCGUGAAGGGGCUCAUUAGAAUUAACAGGUGGGAAGAGGCACUUCAACUUUCAGAUUGCAUAUGUCAAAUGGAUAUCCAUUGGCUUCAAGUUGAAGAGACAUCUCUCAAGGGAGAGGAGUUUGGUAAAGUUCCUGUCCCUUGAAUGAGUAUGUUGGUUGAGAAUCCUCUGUGCACCCAUUUGAAAACAUCAACUGAUGAUUAACAACUCUGUCAGUUGUAAAGUGAGAGUAAUCACUGGACGGCUUUGAAUCACCGUCUGGAAAGACUACAAACCAAGAAAAACUACAGCCAGUGGAUUGCUGGAUUGAAGAAAUGAAAAUUUGUGAUUUGAUCACACAAUAUAAAUACUGGUGGGUGCAGCUAGAAUCCUGGAACUGUUUUUCUAUUGGGGCAUGCUGAUGUUGCAAUUAGGAGCAUCUCACAAAUCCAAGCAAUGAAAUCCACAAUUUUUUGUGAAUACAGUCAGUGAGAUGGUAAUGAAAUGGAGAAAUUACCAAGUAAUAUGUUUUUAAUGUUGUAUUGUUUGAUUUUUUUUACUUUCCUGCACCUUCUUUUUAAGCAGGUAAGCUUGUUUGAAUUUUCCAGAUGUUUUUUUUUUUCCUUCUUUUCUCUUUUAGUUUAAAAUAAAGGUUGGGGCCUAAGCAUGUAAGCAAGAGACACCGUUUGAAUCAGCAAGGACCAGAUUCCCAUCCUUCUGCUCAGUAACUCUAGACAGCAAGACUUAUCUGCCUUAUGGUUCCUUUUAUUAGCAAGGAAUUCAGCACAGAACUUUUACUUCCUUAGCUCAUAUUAAACCUAUUCCUGAAGGUGUAUCUCUAUGCAAUUGAGGAUGAGGUACUCUUUAUGAGUGAUGAUAUCCCAUCUCUGGAGUAUUGACUGCAGUCCCAGUAUCUGUCUCACUGAUGGAAUUUCUUAUGCCUCUGCUCCAAGCAAAAAGAAGAGUUGAUGAGCAGUGUAAAUUUCUGUCACUCUGUUUGUGCAAAAGCAAUUGUCAAAGGAUUCCACCAGCCCAACUCUUCAGUGGGCUCCCAGCCGAAUUUCCAUCUCUAUUAAGGUUAACUCCAUCUAAGCAGAGGACUGGAUCAGCCUAUAAGUCUUGGUUUUUGAUAUGCAAUCCUGCAGCUGGGUGGUUGGAAGAUUUGAUAAAGCUCUAGAUGGUUGACUUUGUAAGAGAAGGAUUUCUUGGUAGCAGCCAUGAUUAUGAGUUCCUAAACUGGCAAGACUUCUUCAAUGCUAUUAUUCUGAUUGCUAUAUUCCUUUUUAUUUUUUAUUUCUGUGCCCCAUGAUAAUGCUUUCCCAUCUAUGCAGCCUCCAAUCCUACAGAGAAUGGUCAAUAUAUGAAUUCCACAUCUGAGGGUUUGUCCAAAUAAUGGACAUGAGUGUGGUCAAGAAUGGCAUGCUGCCUAAAAUUGUUUUGAUAAUGGCUGUAAAGCUUCCUCCCUUGAAAAGUAAAUCAUUGUUUUGCUGGGUAUCAGGCCUUACCUCAGGACUUUGUGCUCGACCACUUGGGCUUCGUACUACCUAUGGGGUCAGUCUGCAGCAACUGGGCAUGCAGUAGCAGAACAGAAAUUGGAAAUAGCAGGGACGAGGCCAGUGACAACAAAGGCAAAGAUAACAAAGUAAGCUCUCGCUCACAUAAAACUUAAAACCAUGUAACUGUAUUGAAGAUGGCUCUUUGGGGUAAAGCAUAUGGAAACCACCAGUAUAAAAAGCAGCAGCAUUGGAUGUUCUAACUUGUGAGAAUUAUUUGUUGGAAUAAGCAUAUGGAACCCUGAUGUUGUCUAUGUCUACACAAUGAGGGAAUUGGAUGAAUAAAAUGGGAAUUUGGUGAAUUUUUGUUGAGCUUGUAGUUUAUAUGAAUUCACCUGGUGUUAGGGAAUUAAUGUUGUAUUCUAUUGCCUUAA
Vitis vinifera (wine grape) is the source of this 4986-nucleotide messenger RNA. Its product is annotated as pentatricopeptide repeat-containing protein At1g06710, mitochondrial. NCBI's taxonomy places the organism in Eukaryota, Viridiplantae, Streptophyta, Magnoliopsida, Vitales, Vitaceae. The record is from RefSeq and is a predicted model, not a curated record. The coding region runs from base 213 to 3224 and encodes 1003 amino acids. Gene Ontology annotation, molecular function: protein binding. The transcript is spliced from 5 exons.